AUCAUUUCCCAUUUCGUCUCCCUCCCCUUCCUGGCUGUCGGAUGCAGGGACCUCCUCAUUUGAGCUGCAGGUUUUUACGUGGGCGAAUCACAAAGUGUUGGAAUCUAUUGCCUUUGUCUGACAAGUCAUCCAUCUCUAUGCAAGGGGAUCUGUGGGAUGGAGGUAGGAGGGGGUGAUCUGUGGGACUGCAGCUUUUAGAAACAGACACACAAGGAGAGGGGUUUCAUUCUCAGCCCAAAGCUUCGCUCAGGCACAGCCCAUUCUGGAUGAGAGGGGGACGCACUGCUCUAUACUUCGCCGUGUCCAUGUUGUUGUCAUCUCCGCCCCUAUCUGAUUGAACCACAGAGCCCAGCGGUCCACCACGCCGGCAGAGGAGAGGGAUUUUUUUCGGCCGCAGAUUUCCAGUGCGGAGCAGUGGAGACUCAACGUUUGUUUUCCUUCAUGAUGUCCUUUAAACACAAACAGUGACCCGCUUUGAGCCAAUGUUGCCGCGACUGGUGCGCUCUGCACACGCGUGGGUCAUGCGCUGCACCUGACAGCCCCUUCUGCAGACUUCAGAGUUUAGACUUUUAACAGGAGGAAAACUUAGCAUCGCCCCCAGAAGUUGUAGACCCCGCUACAGCCCGUGGACUCUUCCCCACACGGACUGUUUCACACCAACACACACAUCCUUGUUGUUGUUGGUUUUUUUUUACUCUUUUAGAGCUGCACCACCGAGGCGAUAUCACGGCGACCUCAGUCGAUUACCUUUCUUUCCUUUGCUAUCCCAUGGAUAUACACUGCAAAGCAGACCCCUUCUCGGCGAUGCACCUAUCCCACUCAGGGCACGGCGGUGUGAACCAGCUCGGCGGGGUGUUUGUGAACGGCAGACCCCUCCCGGACGUGGUGAGGCAGCGGAUCGUGGAGCUGGCCCACCAGGGCGUCCGGCCCUGCGACAUCUCCAGACAGCUACGGGUCAGUCACGGCUGUGUCAGCAAAAUCCUCGGCAGCUAUCAGAAGGCAUUUCAGAGGUACUAUGAAACCGGCAGUAUUAAACCCGGAGUCAUUGGUGGCUCCAAACCAAAGGUUGCAACUCCGAAAGUGGUGGAUAAAAUUGCAGAGUAUAAGCGGCAGAAUCCAACCAUGUUCGCCUGGGAGAUAAGGGACCGGCUACUGGCUGAAGGCGUCUGCGACAACGACACAGUUCCCAGCGUUUCAUCCAUCAACAGGAUUAUCCGCACCAAAGUCCAGCAGCAAUUCCACCCGUCCCCCGACGGAUCUGUUACGCCACUCUCCACGCCCGGCCAUACCAUAGUACCCAGCACAGCCUCCCCUCCUGUGACCAGUGCCUCCAACGAUCCCGUAGGAUCCUACUCCAUCAACGGCAUCCUGGGCAUCCCCCGCUCCAACGGCGAGAAGAGGAAACGAGAUGAGGUUCUCUGGAGUGGCAACCACUUGGAUGGAAGGAAAAUAGGACAUUACGGCUCUGAUGGCUCAGGCCCGGGCAGCGACUCUCAGGGCAGUGUGGAAAGUUUAAGGAAGCACCUGCGAGCGGACGCCUUCACCCAGCAGCAGCUGGAGGCCCUGGACCGAGUGUUUGAGAGGCCUUCUUACCCCGAUGUCUUCCCCACUUCAGAACACGUUAAACCUGAACAGGCGAAUGAGUACUCUCUCCCCUCCCUGAAUCCUGGCCUGGAAGAUGUGAAGCCGAGCCUUUCCAGCAGCGCCAGCUCCGACCUCGCCUCCAGCGUGUCCCAGAGCUACUCUGUUGUGACAGACUCUCACCCGUCAUAUCCACCUUCCAUGUGUGUAAAGCGGGAGCCCCAUGAGGCAUCCUUUGCCCCCUUCACCCCCUCCUCUGUUGGGGAUUCUGCUCUAGCUGACAUCUUGCCCCAGCAGCCCAGCCUCUCUGUAGAUGCCUCUACUCCCAGCUACCUUGCCCAUGCCCACGGCCCCUGCUACAGCCAGUAUGCCAGCCAGCCUUUUAUAGCAGGUCGAGACAUGGCCAGUACCACCCUACCUGGCUACCCGCCUCAUGUCCCUCCCACAGGACAAGGCAGCUACCCCACUUCCACACUCGCUGGAAUGGUUCCUGGAGGGGACUUUUCUGGAAACCCUUACUCUCAUCCACAGUACACGACUUACAACGAAGCAUGGCGGUUCAGCAAUCCAGCGUUACUAAGUUCCCCUUAUUAUUAUAGUGCCGCAUCCCGUGGCUCCGCACCUCCCACUGCUGCCACUGCCUACGACCGCCACUAGUUACCCCGGAGACCAGCUCAAACUGCAGGGCCAGAGCUUCGGCCUCCAUAUUGUCCCUGUCUGAGAAACACUGAGGUCAAAGGGAAGCGAGGUGGCAUCCUAAAUGAAACCCCGUCGACGUACGUGUUGUGGAGGAAGGAAGGAUGGAAGGAAGGAGGGAAGGAAGGAAGGAAGGAAGGAAGGAAAGAAGGAUGAGGUCCACACUGUUGCACCCAGCCUGAGCGUAACACACUUUGGGUGAAAAAGGGCCCCCACAUGGGCGUUUGGAACUCACCUGUCAUGCCCUCACUCGCUCACUGGCCUGAACAUUUCCAGAAUGACUUUAAGAGAUUAUAUAAAUAUAUAUAUUAUAAAAUAUAAAUUGAAGAAAAACUGUGUGAAGAAUAACAUGUGGAAAAAUGUUGUGGGUUUUUAAUUUUCUUUGUUGCUGUUGUUGUUGUUGUUAUUUUAUUCAUGGAUCCUCACAUUCCUUUAUGUAAUGAACUGCAGUAUUUUUCUGCUCUGAAGAGAGAAGUCCAGGGUAGACGACAAUGGUCCCAUAGCUUGAUAAUGUAGCGACUCGAACCAGCGUUGCAGGGCGCCUCCGACACUUAAUGAGAUCCUGGCUCCACACUGUAGAACGGGCUUUACUCUGGUGCUUUGACUACGUCUUCUGCUCCCAUCUUUCUCAGUCCCUCCUAAAUUAUUAGACAAACGCAGCAUGCCCUCCGAUGACCCUAUAAACCAAUGGCAGCAUCACCUUCCCGGUGGCAAACAAUCAAAACUAUGUAAAAAAAAUGUAAAUCAUUUUGCAAAAUAUCAAAAAUAUGGCGACCGUCCAACUCAAAAGGGUCUUGCCACAAUUUUAAAUACUUAUUUAUUCCUUUUCUGUCACAUUUUUUUUUUGUUCUUUUAUGUAAACGAAUUAUCAAAGAUAGUGGUCACAUUUCCCCUCCGGUCAUAUAACCUCAGCCUUUUUUGGAUGUUUAUUUUAUUUGAUUUGGUGCAUUCACUUAAAUUGAAGUUUAUUUAACAAGUUAAAAACUUACCAGAUGAGUUUCUGUUUUUCAAAUAAAAGGGAUAACAUCGUGACCCGCGAACGAAUCCUUUCAGUUCAAAUAUACUUCAUUCAGCUUCUUAGUCCUACCACUAGAUGCCUACGCAGUUUAGAAAGCUGUAUGCAGUUGUGCAAAUCGACUGCAGAUCAGCUUCAACAAUUGCCUUACAAACCAGUUUCAUUCAACCUAAAUUCACGUUCUGUUUGACAAAGUUAAUUGCCUUUAAAAACACAUAUGCGUCAUCCUCCACAUGGGCUGAAAGGAAGUACCGAUUCAUUUUGCGUUCGGAAACUAUUUUGUGAAUGUACUCUUAACUACAUUUGCCAAAGACUUAGUUUGAUAUUUAAUAUUUUAUUUACAGUAUAUGUAUGCAUACUUAAAGCAGUAUUAUCUUUUAAACACGUAUGUCAUGACUUUCAGCGGACAUGAUGCGUAUGACUGUAACAAGAAAAAAAAAAGGUGAAAUUCAGUGACUCAAUAUUCCAACAAAACGCUGCUUUAUAGAAUGAUUUGUGAAUAAUGUGAAGACAAUUCUUCUCUGUAAAUAUAAUGUCUCACACACACCAUUGCAGUAUCAUACUAGCUCCCUUUGUAGAUAUACAGACUGAAAAAAAAAAAACAUGCAUUACAUUUGUGUCUUAAUGUAAUGUUGUGCUCCGAGGAAAGGCACAACUCCUCUAUAACCUAUGGCUACGUCUAUGGCAGGUUUGCUAACUUCACAUAGGUUGUCUUUGUCAUUUUGUUUUACUUUCAUGAUAUUGUCAUGAUGAUGUUUUAUGUCACUAUGCAAUGAGUUUAAUGGCUUUCUGUAUCAUCUUCUGUUGUUGGGCUCAGAAUAAGUAAUCCCCAUGGAGAACAGCAUAAAAGUAAAGAAAAAAAAAUAAGACCUCCAGUGUGAAAUGGAUACUCUCUGGUUUCACUCUUGCUCCACGAAAUCCCUCGAAAUGAAGAUCAAACUGAAGUCCUUGGCAACAAUCAAAGAUAUUGUCCUGUUCGCUGUCUGUAGAUGUUGUGAUCAUUAUGUUAAUCCAAAUACAGUGAUUUCCACGUGUAGCAACGCAUCCACACUUAUUCCCUGCCGCUCAUCUCCGCUCCCUCCCUCCACUCGCCACCAGAACUUACAGCUUAACAUAUCCAAGAUGAAGUUUUCUUUAAAUGCACACAAGCUAAUGCAUCAGCUGGAACCAGGGUUACCUGUCAUUGCUGAGGGCACCAGAUAACAGAGAGACGGACCGUGGCCCUGCUCUUCAGGAGAAGCUAUCCUCUACAAAUUGCACUUGGGAUUUGCCUAUUUCUGUCUACUUGCAGCUCGACAUAUCUGAAAACGAAACACUGGCGCAGAGUGCAAGCCACCGUCAUUCAGGCAAAGUCUUUGCUUUAGGAAGUGGAGCACCUCUGCAGGAAUGGGUCUUCUGCUGUUGUAAAGAUGAUACAGGAGAUGUGUCGUGGACAUAAAAAAAGGAUUUCUGACGAAAAUCUAUAUGGAAAGCCUUGUGGCCUCAAUCAUUGUUCUGUUUCAGUUCUGUUCCAAUUCUUUUUUGUGCACAUGAGAAAUAAAUUCUUUUAUAUGUC
Molecule: messenger RNA, 4847 nt
Organism: Mugil cephalus (flathead mullet)
Lineage: Eukaryota; Metazoa; Chordata; Actinopteri; Mugiliformes; Mugilidae
Gene: pax2a
Product: paired box 2a
Exons: 13
Coding region: 769-2238 (489 amino acids)
Biological process (GO): regulation of transcription by RNA polymerase II; anatomical structure development
Molecular function (GO): RNA polymerase II cis-regulatory region sequence-specific DNA binding; DNA-binding transcription factor activity, RNA polymerase II-specific
Source: RefSeq, a predicted model, not a curated record